Messenger RNA from Manihot esculenta (cassava), 2247 nucleotides. Its product is annotated as subtilisin-like protease SBT4.15. Gene Ontology annotation, molecular function: serine-type endopeptidase activity. The record is from RefSeq and is a predicted model, not a curated record. The coding region runs from base 1 to 2247 and encodes 748 amino acids. Gene Ontology annotation, biological process: proteolysis. NCBI's taxonomy places the organism in Eukaryota, Viridiplantae, Streptophyta, Magnoliopsida, Malpighiales, Euphorbiaceae. The transcript has 11 exons.
AUGAAGAAACAAGCAAUUCUCUUUAAUUUCUUCCUUCUAGUUGCAUUACUUCAUGGGUCAUCAUUUGUUCAUGGCUCUGACAAAGAAAGAAAGGCCUACAUUGUGUACAUGGGAGAUUUAAAAAAAUCACAGAAAACUGCUGAUGGAUAUCAUAUCACUGCAGCUGAUCGCCAUCACAAAAUGCUUUCAUCUGUAAUUGGAGAUGAGGAUUUAGCUAGAAAGUCUAUAAUACAUAGCUAUGUAAAGUCUUUUGAUGCUUUUGCCGCUUACCUCUUGCCAGUGGAAGCUGAGAGACUGAAAGAACAUGAAAAUGUGGUCUCAGUGUUUCAGAAUACUUAUCGAAAUCUUCAUACCACAAGAUCAUGGGAUUUUCUAGGAAUGCCUCUGUCUUUGAGGAGAAAUAUCCAAAGAGAAAGUGAUACUAUUGUGGGUAUGAUAGAUACAGGGAUUUAUAUCGAUGCUCCAAGCUUUAAUGACAAAGGCUAUGGACCACCUCCAUCAAGAUGGAAAGGUGCAUGCCAAAUUGGAGGCAACUUCACUGGCUGCAACAACAAGGUAAUUGGAGCAAGGGCGUAUAACAAAGGGGAAGAAGACACCGUUGACCUGACUCCAGCAGACAUGGUCGGACAUGGCACGCACACUGCCUCCACCGUAGCCGGUGUCCCAGUAAAAGGUGCAAGCCUAUACGGCCUGGGCCAAGGCGUAGCGCGUGGUGGAGUUCCAUCAGCUCGACUUGCAAUUUAUAAAGCCUGCUCCACCGAGAGCUGCAGUGACAUGAACUUGUUGGCUGCAUUUGAGGAUGCUAUUGAUGAUGGGGUUGAUAUCAUAUCAAUUUCCAUUGGAGGCGGAACGAUGAAUUACUUCACUGAUCCCAUUGCAAUUGGAUCAUAUUCUGCAAUGAGGAAGGGAAUCCUGACAAGUUGUUCAGCAGGAAACUCAGGUCCAUACUUGGGCACAGUUGAAAAUUCAGCUCCCUGGGUUCUUACUGUUGGUGCUGGUAGCUUGGAUAGGCAGUUCAGAACUCCUGUUAUUACCGGAAAUGGCAUGGAAAUUUCUGGAAUUUCUGUAAACACAUUCACUCCUGAAGCAAGAUCAUAUCCUCUUACAGACUCAUUAAAAGCAACAAAUGCCACAGGAGAUGAAGCAGGGUUAUGUUUUACUUCAACAUUAAACGAAGACAAAGUUAAGGGAAAGAUUGUGCUGUGUUACGGAGGAGUUCCUGAUGAUGUAAAGGAAUUAGGAGGCACUGGAACAAUCUUGGUGGAUGAUGUUAUGACAGACACAGGAUUCACCUAUGGCAGUCCUGUCACAGUGCUUGAUAGCAACCAAGCAAAUAAGAUUGAGAAAUAUAUCAACUCAACCAAGAAUCCUACUGCUCUUAUAUUAAAGUCAACAAGUGUCCAAAUUGAUGCUCCUUCUGUUGCUACUUUCUCAUCUAGAGGACCAGGCCUCAGUACAACACUUCUGAAGCCAGAUGUUAUUGCACCUGGAAUUGACAUCCUAGCUGCUUACACUAAACUGAAAUCUGUAACUGGUUCAGACGAAGAUAAUCGGUUUGUAGUAUACAAUAUUUUUUCUGGAACAUCAAUGUCUUGUCCUCAUGCAAGUGCUGCGGCUGCUUAUAUCAAAACAUUCCACCCUACUUGGUCUCCGGCCGCCAUCAGAUCCGCCCUCAUGACCACUGCAAGUGAAGUUAAAAUCAAGAACAGAAGAAAAGAAUGGGCAUAUGGGUCAGGGCAAAUCGACCCAACAAAGGCACUGGAACCUGGUUUGGUCUAUGAUAUGUCAGAAAGAGACUACAUAAGAUUCUUGUGCAGUGAAGGAUAUUCUGGUCUAGCUCUAACAAUAGUCACAGGAGACCACGUUAAGUGUUCAAGUAUUCCUUACUCUAAAGGGCAAAGCCAUGAUGCAGUGAACUAUCCAUCCAUGCAUAUAUUUGUUAAGGAUUCUAAUGCUACAAUUUCAGCCAUUUUUCAUAGAAUAGUUACCAACGUAGGACCUGCAAAUUCUACGUACAAGGCAGCGGUGAAGGCUCCAGAAGGUUAUAAGAUCACUGUGAAACCUGAUACGCUGGUGUUUAACAGAGUGCAUGAGAAGAAAACAUUUAGAUUGAAGGUUGAAGGGCCGCCACCUUUUGAUAAGGAUGAUAAUCUGGUUAUUUUGUCAGCUUCAUUGGAAUGGAGUGACUCAAAACACAAGGUUAGGAGCCCCAUUGUUAUUUCUUCACAGAGAACCGACAUGGAGUGA